Messenger RNA from Apis cerana (Asiatic honeybee), 2598 nucleotides. RefSeq lists its product as uncharacterized. The record is from RefSeq and is a predicted model, not a curated record. Lineage: Eukaryota; Metazoa; Arthropoda; Insecta; Hymenoptera; Apidae.
UUGGAGGGGCAUUAACAAUGCGGUAGUGGCGAAGCUACCAUUACUACGAAUCUAAAAUCAUAUAACCGUUGACAGCUUUAAUUAAAUAUAUUAUACUUCACAUAUAUCAUACCUUUUUUUCAAAAGAAAAUAGAAAUAAUAACGAUUUUAUUUAUAUUAGAUAUUUAUUAAAAUUCCAAUAUAUUUUACGAGAAAUUUCGUUGAACCAUGCUGUAUUAAUGAUUAAAAUAUAGCGGCAAAUUUAUAUGUAUAUAUAUAUAUAUAUAUAUAUUGUGAAAUUAAUAAGUAUUAUUGAUAAUAUCAUUUUAUAGAUAUUUUAAAGGAAAUUUUUUUUUAUAAAUUAUAUCAAUAAUUUUUUAUUGUUUUAAAAUUGUAUUUAUAGUAAAUAUACAUAUAAGAGAUUGAUCAAUGCGCCAUCUGUAAACGAGCGGGAAAGAAAAGUGUUUGAAGGCCGCCGGCCUGCCGGCCGGGCCGAGUAACUCGGGUCUCGAGCGAAUCAGUGUGCGAGUCUCUGCCAUUUGCGCGUCGGUACGCGGCUACGCGGCAGUAGUGAUACCAGAAUUCUACGUCUGCUUACCGGUGCGUAGAAAACGCAAGCCUUAUUAAGUGCGUUUUGUAUCUAAGUGCUUUAUCGAUCACACGAUUAAAUUAAUCAACAUGGCGGAUACAGAAACUAAAGACACCAAAGUUGCUACAACUCCAGAAAAGAAAGUAGUAGAAGAAGAAAAAAAAACAGUUCAAGAAGUUGACGAAGAUUCAAAAACAUCUGAAAAUGGAGAUGCCAAAGAAACCAAAGAAAAUGGCUCAAAUGAAGAAAAAGAGUCAGAAAAUAAAGAAGUAGAAUCAGCAGAAAAUGGGGAUUCUACAGAUGCAUCUGUUGAUAGCUGUUGUAUAAAAAGGAAAUCAACAACUUUAAGUGAAACUACAGAGGAUACUGCCACUGAUGGUGCCAGUCCUGAAAAGAAAAAAAAACUUGAUGAAAAAUGUGCUGAAACAGAAACCAAUGGAGAUGCUGAAGCUACGGCCUAAUGUUUUUUUAUGUUCUAUUGCAGAUUUAAUCUAUAGAUAAUUUUAACAGCUAAUUGACAAGUCAGGACAUUUAAAAUUUAUUAUCCAUGCAUCGUCAUGAUAGACGAGCAUUAAAAACAAAAAGUUUAAUAUUGUAUUAAUGACUUUUGUGUUCAGACAUUUAUGUGUGUUUAUUGCGACCAUUUUUAUGAUUUUAAUUGGCAAUCGUAUAUAUCUACAUCAUCAUAAAUUACCAUCUUAGAUUAUUACCAUUCAUGUUUCCUAUGUUUUCCACAUUGAUGUCCGUACAUAACACAUAUACACUGUGCUAAAUUUACAAAAAGAAAAACAUACAGAUAAUCUUAUAAAUAAUAUAUUUCUGAUACAUAAAAAUAGAUGAUGUGUGAUAUGGUGCUCGAAAAAGAUAUUUAUGGGAAGUAUUCCAUAAAUAAUUCUCAUUUUUUCUGAUACAUAAACAAUUAUAUAUUAAAAUUUCAUAUCAAUGAAAGAAAUAAUAUUUGUUUGCAAAUCAAAAUACAUUCCUAAAAUAAUUUAAAACUCAUCCAGUGUUUAUUUUCUGACAAAAAAUAUGAAAUGAAUUUUAUUUAUAAACUAUGAUAAAUAUUUGUUUUCUAAUGUAAUCUAUACAUAUAUAUUAAAUUAUAUGAAUUACAUAUUAUUUAAUUUUCAACAAAAGUAAAAGAAUAAUUACAGAAUUUAUUAAAUGUGUAAUCAUAUUAACAAACUGACAAUUUAAAAGUUGCAAACAAUUUCACAAUUUUUUUUAAAUAAUAAAUUUCAAAAUGAGUCAUUUCAAUUAGUUUAUUAUUUUUAUUCUAAAAAUAAUUUGCAAAGAAUAAAAGAUUUUUUUAUUAAAUUAUUUAAAUAUCAAAUUUUUUAUUUUAUUUAACCUAUUUAAAUAAAAUAAUUUAAAUUUUGGUAUUCUAAUUUCAACUUGUAUUAUAAUUUUCCUAAUAAAUACAAGUAAAUAUAAAUAUCGUAAUUUAGUUGAAAAUUAGCUUAUAAGCUUAUUUCGCUUAUAAUAAAAAAGUUUGGUUUGUUUUAAAUAAUUUAGAUUAAAAAACAAUUUAGAUUAAAUUAUGUUUAAUGAAAAAUAUAUAUUAUUCUUCAAUUAUUAAAAUUGUCAUUUUUUAAUAAUUCUUUUAUUAAUAGCAUAGAGUGCAAUUUAUAAAUAUUUUUUUUUUGAAAAUAUAUAAUAAUUUUACGUACAAAAAAAUACUGGUGAGUAAAAAAUAUCAAAUGCUAUUCGCAAUAACAAUGAAAGAAAAUACUGCGUUCACAGUUUUAUUUUAAUAAAAAAUUGCAUAUCAAAAGAUAGAAGUUUAUGUGUAAUUACAAUAAAAUAUCUUUAGAUAAUACGGAAAAUGUGAAAUUAAAAGCAAUCUAUUGUAUAUUAUAUGAAUAUGAUCAAUUGAUUUAUAAUAUUAAACACAAAACUAGUACUGUAUCAUCAUUAAUCCUCUUUAGCUAUUAUCUAGUACAAAUUGUUUUCGUAUAUAAAGUAUGAUACAAUCAGAAUAACUGUGUAAUAUUAUUUUCUAUAUAAUAAAUAUUACAUAAAUAUAUAAA